Molecule: messenger RNA, 1191 nt
Organism: Neospora caninum
Lineage: Eukaryota; Apicomplexa; Conoidasida; Eucoccidiorida; Sarcocystidae
Product: SRS domain-containing protein
Exons: 1
Coding region: 1-1191 (396 amino acids)
Cellular component (GO): membrane
Source: RefSeq, a predicted model, not a curated record
AUGGCGAGGACGCAGAGAAUGCCGCGACUCGGUGGAGGGUUCAGGUCCAGCGCGAGCAAGCUGAUGGGGAUUUGCCUGGGUGGAGUUGUAAUUUUUUGUUCCGGGCAUGCUACUGCAGACAACUUUCUUGAAGGGAUUCACAAUCGGGGUUUGCAAGAUGCACGUGGAGCAGGCACCAUGAGUGGUCCAACAUUCAAAGAUGGCGUCGCCACGUGUACGCUUUCGGGAGAAAAUCAGGCUAAAGGUGAACAAACUACAGCUACCGCGCUGACGUUGUCUACAGAGAAUCUCACUGCCAGAUUAGAUUGUUCUGGUGCCAAAAAUGUUGCCGUACCGCAAGGCUUACAAACAGUGUGUAAACCAAAGCAGACCUCUGCCAGCCUCCAAGCGCAUAUCGAUGCAGAGAAGUGCAAGUUCGGGACAGCUAACGCUUCUGAAGGCACGGAGGUCCCACUGGACGAACUCCUCGGGGCUAGCAAAAAGCUGGCGUGGGCAAACGAAUCAAGAUCUCGAACUCUCGGAACCGGCGAAACGUGGACCCUGACGUUAACUGAGGACGAUCUUCCUUUGAAGGACACACCCUUCUUCGUGGGUUGUAAGCAGAGUAACGAGAAUGAAAGAGAUCUUCCAGGUUCGUGCAAAGUGCCGGUACAUGUGGAAGCGAGACCUUCUUCUGAAACCAACAACGUUGUCACUUGUGCCUACGGUCAAAACAGCAACACACACGCCUUGGAGGUCGAGCUCACAGCAGAGAAAAACGCUGUGACCAUCGAGUGCGGUAGCGUCGGUUCCCCCCUGCCUGAAAACCCGACUAUUCACUAUUGUGCUCCCGACGAUGGAAAUUUGGAUUCCUGCUCAGCGAAGAAAUACGUUGACGCUCUGCCGAUGUUUGAAGAGAAUUGGGUGAAGCAGGACGGGGAGAAAUCCUCUGUCACCCUGACGAUCCCCGAGUCCGGAUUUCCGGUGGAGGAUCAGAAACUCCGCUUGGGAUGUGUUCCCAAGGCAGAUUCGACAAGGGUGGCUAGCGGAGGGCAGGCUGAUACGGCGUUUGGAGAAACAGCAUCGAGUUGCAAUGUUAUGGUGACGGUCAGAGCGUCGAACGCCGCAUCAUCUGCAGUAUCCACUCUGCAAGCGGCGGCUGUUGCCUCCGGCGCUGUCGCCGUGGCGGGGCUUCUUGCUGGUUCCCUUUAG